Limulus polyphemus (Atlantic horseshoe crab) is the source of this 814-nucleotide messenger RNA. RefSeq lists its product as uncharacterized. Lineage: Eukaryota; Metazoa; Arthropoda; Merostomata; Xiphosura; Limulidae. The record is from RefSeq and is a predicted model, not a curated record. Bases 116 to 814 code for a protein of 232 amino acids. The transcript has 4 exons.
UUGUACUAGUCACGUUAUCUGUGGAUUCAGCAAGUGUCAGCACUGUUAGAAAACUUAUAUUGUUGAGUGCUGCGUGAUAGAGGCUGGAAACUCUACUGGGACUUUGGAAGAUAACAUGUUUGUUUGUAUUACUUUGUGCUGUUUGGUUUGGGGAGAGCUGACCUCGGGGUUGUCAGGUUAUGAUGCGUUUCAUUCAGAAGGUUUUGAUCACUGGACACCAGUAGGACAAUCACUUCGAUCGUUUUUGGGGCAUUUUUGCUUUACAAAGAGAGUUCGUAUUCUAAGAACAGUAAAGGAAAAUACAUUAAGACAUUUUGGUCAUGUACCAACAACAGAAAAAUAUAACUAUCGAUGGAGGAUUUAUUCUUUUGUCAAUAAUCCUCUUCAGGUGAUCAAUAGAAAUGUCGAUUUUAUGUUUAACUCUAAUGAUCAAAAGUCCAAAAGAAGACACGAACGUCACGUUGUUGCCAGAAAUAGACGUCAUACCCAGGACAUGCGUAAAGAAACUGUGGUUCAAGGGAAAACAGCUAAACUUCAGUGUCCCAAUUACGAAAUGUCCAAAGAAAAAGUCACUUGGUUAAAGGAUGGAGCUGUCCUUCCAGUCAAUCACCAACAAAGAGUUGAGGGCGACGGAACCCUGACUUUGCAGGAUGUGUCAGAAAAGGUUGACGAAGGAGUGUAUAGAUGUCAAUACAAGGGAGAAAAUGACCGAGAAGUCAGCUACUUAAUUAAGCUUAAAAUCAUAGCCGUUAUUGAUUUUGACAAGUAUCCUAACAAGACAGCUCAAAUAUUUGUAAAGAUGAAGUUGAAAUGA